CAGCUUCUCUUUCCAUCCUGGAUGGCGUGACAUGGUUCCGGGGGGGUGUGUUGUUCUACCCCAGGCCAAGGAACCGUUAGGGCCUGAGAGGCCUGCAUCUGGAGCAGGCCUGGACCCCUCCGACCUCCAGGUCUGGGUUUUGGGAGCCCCACCCCUUCGCCUCGCUGUCCUUCUGAAUCAGAAUGGGAGGGAGGGGAGGCAGGACCAACACCUCCAAGCGCCAGACUGAGCUUCCUGCCAGCAGCCAACAAGGCAUGUGACCAUUCCCCUCCCCUCCCCCAAGGGUGGUGUGUGUGUGUGUGCCUGGGCACACCCAAGAACAGCAGCUCCUGGCUCCCGGCCAGUUCCAUCUACCGACCCGGGUGUCUGUUGGCAACGGGGCAAAGGUGGCAUUUAUAAGCCUAAUGGACAGGAAAGUGCCAGCCAGCCCCCCCCCCCCCCUACUGACAGGCUCCUGGGUGCAGCAGCAGCAGCACCACCACCUGCGUGUCCCAUAUAAGCCGCUCUGCCCAGAGGUGCCCAUUCCGCCUCGCCAUGUGUACCGGCGCCUGCUCCAGAGUGGUGGCGGCUGCCCUCUGGCCCUUUGCCCUCCUGUGUAUCGUGGCCAACCUCCUCCUGGCCUUUCCCGACUGGAAGACCGAGUAUGUCCACAACGGGGGCGAGCACCUGACUCCCGAAGUCCUCUACCUGGGGGGGAUCGUAGGAGGUGGAAUCAUGGUUCUUGUGCCAGCCAUCCAAAUCCAGGCACCUGGGAGCCGUGGGUGCUGUGGGAACCGCUGUGGGAUGUUCAUUUCCGUGGUGUCUGCAGCCAUAGGGCUCGCAGGCUCCCUCUAUGCCUUGAGCGUCUCAGCCCUGGGACUUGUGCGUGGGCCCCUCUGUAAGUACCCGCUGGAAAACGGGACUCUGUCUGCGUGGGAGCGCCCCUUCUGGGACGGAGGGCAGAGUUUCAGCAACGAAAGUUACCUCUUUGACCGUGGCCUUUGGGACGUCUGCCGGGUGCCAGCGGGGGUCACUGAAUUCAACGUGAUCCUCUUCUCGCUCAUUGUGGCCGCCAGCGUGGUGGAGCUGGCCAUCUGUGGCGUCCAGGUGCUCAACGGACUCUUUGGCUGCCUGUGCGGGACCUGCAACAAGGAGAAACCACCGCAGACCCAUUACUGACGUGGUGACGACGGAGCCCCUUCCUCCUCCUCCUCGUGGACAGUCUCUGCAUCUCCACUGAAGACCCCUCCCACACCCCUCCUGGUCCUGCCUGCCUCCCCCUUUUGCUGAGGUGCCGGGUCAGUGCCAUGGUCACCCCUCUCCCCCAGCACAAAUAAACUCCCUGUGCCCCCCCCCCAC
Gekko japonicus is the source of this 1338-nucleotide messenger RNA. RefSeq names its product transmembrane 4 L6 family member 5-like. Bases 535 to 1158 code for a protein of 207 amino acids. Lineage: Eukaryota; Metazoa; Chordata; Lepidosauria; Squamata; Gekkonidae. The record is from RefSeq and is a predicted model, not a curated record. The transcript has 5 exons. Gene Ontology annotation, cellular component: membrane.